Molecule: messenger RNA, 8302 nt
Organism: Tachyglossus aculeatus (Australian echidna)
Lineage: Eukaryota; Metazoa; Chordata; Mammalia; Monotremata; Tachyglossidae
Gene: TULP4
Product: TUB like protein 4
Exons: 16
Coding region: 1426-6135 (1569 amino acids)
Molecular function (GO): protein binding
Source: RefSeq, a predicted model, not a curated record
GAGCCGCGGCCCAGCGCGGUGUCCUCCUCCUCCUCCUCCGCCGCCGUGCCCGGCUGCCGGCCCCUCGGCCCCCCGGCCCGCGGAGGUUCAGAAGAACCCAGGGAAUGCCAACAGUGGCUAACAGGAUGGUUCCAGCAAUGACUUAGUACUGCGCAGCUUGAAGCAGGAAAGCAGAUGCAGUUUGAAGGGCCACGCUAAGUAAGAAGGGGGUGCAUGUCUGCAUGUAUAUCUAACACAUUAUACAUCUACAAAUCUAUAAAGGCACACGUCUACCCAAACCUGCCCGCUCCGUACCGCACACUCUCGGGGGCUGUGCAACUGAUGACAAUUCAUUCAAGAGCCAGAUGGAACCAGGUGACCCCACCGGACUCAGGCACACAGGCAGAUCCACGUAUUACUAAUAUCCGGCUUUCCCUAUGGUCUUCACGGGUGAAGAAAGUGUGCAAGAAGAGGAAAAAAAAAGUCCCGCAAAGGUCAAACCGGAACAAGACCCCUACCGUUUCAAGGAUGAAAUGAGCGAGGAGGAGACGGGGAGGUGAGUGAACAGGCGAGAAAACGGAAUAAACAGUUCAGACUGUGUCGAGUCCCCAUUGGAAACAGAGCCCACCAUGUGUGGGGGACUGGCUUCGAAUUGCAAAAGCCAGUGGAACUGGUGGAUUUUCUGAUUCUGAGCAGACGGAAGAGAGCUCUUUUACUUCCCGCCCCCAACUCUCUACUCCCUUCAGCCUGGAUUGGUGUGCGCUCCUACCUGCACAAGCUCUGGUCUGUUUUGCACGGUUUGUGUGCCUUUUGUUCCCUUUAUGCAAUCUUUUUCAGCUUUAGCAGCGGAAAUUUGUUGGGUUCGGAAGACAUGCCAGAGGGUGGCUUGGGAGAAAAAGCACGGCUAUUCGAUACACUCGAUUUCUUCUUCUGAACAUUUGACGAGCAAAUCCGACCGGAGGAGUUCAAAAAGCCUUAAGUUACUUGAACCCUACAAGUUUGCAACCCCCUCGACGCUGGAGUCCCCUCACACUAAACUGGAAUCUCAGGCUCUAUAAAGAGAACCACGUUGAGCAAAAAGACGUCUCACCUGUUCCUUGAAUGCCCCCUUCUUAAAGAUGCUGUUUCUCCAAAGGAUAUGUGUACCCUCACUCCUAGGACUUAAAAAUGUAUCAGAAUUUUUUUUUUAACGUUACUUUUCUUAGCAGACUGCCAUCAUCUUUUAUAGAGAGCAAUUUUUCACUAUGCAUUUGGUGGAUAUUUAUAAAACACUGACCCUCUGAUCUACCCCAGGUCGACCUUGAUGACUGAAAAACAAAAGUAAAACGAACAGCCAACCAAGCCAACAAAUCUCUAUUUAAAUAUUCUGCACUGGACUUUCCUAUUUUUGUCCCACGCAGUUUCAUGAAAGACUGAAAAAAAAAAGAAAAGAAAACAAAAAAAAGCAUGUAUGCAGUAGUAGAACAUGGGCCUGUCCUUUGCAGUGAUUCCAAUAUUCUCUGCCUUUCCUGGAAAGGCAGAGUUCCCAAGAGUGAGAAGGAGAAGCCAGUGUGCAGGAGGCGGUAUUACGAAGAAGGCUGGCUGGCCACUGGGAAUGGCCGAGGCGUCGUAGGUGUGACGUUCACCUCCAGUCACUGUAGGAGGGAAAGGAACAGCCCUCAGAGAAUCAACUUCAACUUGCGCGGCCACAACAGUGAGGUUGUGCUGGUGAGAUGGAACGAGCCAUUCCAGAAACUGGCCACGUGCGAUGCAGAUGGAGGAAUAUUUGUAUGGAUCCAAUAUGAGGGCAGAUGGUCUGUAGAGCUGGUAAAUGACCGAGGGGCACAGGUUAGUGAUUUUACAUGGAGCCAUGAUGGAACUCAAGCCCUGAUCUCAUAUAGGGAUGGAUUUGUGCUGGUUGGGUCCGUUAGCGGACAGAGACACUGGUCUUCAGAGAUUAACUUGGAAAGUCAAAUCACCUGUGGCAUAUGGACUCCUGAUGAUCAACAGGUUCUGUUUGGCACAGCUGACGGGCAAGUGAUCGUCAUGGAUUGCCAUGGCAGGAUGCUGGCCCAUGUUCUCCUGCAUGAGUCUGACGGUAUCCUGAGCAUGUCCUGGAACUAUCCCAGCUUCCUGGUAGAAGACAGCAGUGAGAGUGACACUGACUCUGAUGACUACUCCCCACCUCAAGAUGGCCCAGCAGCCUAUCCCAUCCCAGUACAGAACAUCAAACCACUGCUCACUGUCAGCUUCACGUCGGGAGAUAUCAGCUUAAUGAAUAACUACGACGACUUGUCUCCUACUAUCAUCCGCUCAGGGUUGAAAGAGGUGGUGGUCCAGUGGUGCACACAAGGAAACUUAUUAGCAGUAGCAGGGAUGGAGAAGCAAAACCAGCUGGCUGAACUUGCCUCCAAUGUUCUCCUCCUUAAGAGCGCACUGGUCAAGUUCUACAAUGUUCGUGGGGAGCACAUCUUCACACUGGAGACACCCGUGCAGCGUCCCAUCAUCUCCAUCUGCUGGGGUCACCGGGACUCCCGCCUACUCAUGGCCUCUGGCCCUGCCCUGUACGUGGUGCGCGUGGAACACCGCGUCUCCAGCCUGCAGCUCCUGUGCCAGCAAGCCAUCGCCAGCUCCCUGAAGGACGACAAGGACAUCAGCAAGCUGACCCUGCCCCCGCGGCUCUGUUCCUACCUCACCACUGCCUUCAUUCCCACUAUUAAGCCCCCUAUCCCAGACCCCAACAACAUGAGGGAUUUUGUCAGUUACCCUACUGCUGGCAACGAGAGACUCCACUGUACCAUGAAACGCACCGAAGAUGACCCGGAGGUUGGUGGGCCGUGUUACACCUUGUACCUGGAGUAUCUCGGAGGGCUGGUGCCCAUCCUCAAAGGCCGCCGGAUCAGCAAACUGCGGCCAGAGUUUGUCAUCAUGGAUCCUAAAACGGAUGGCAAAACAGAUGAAAUCUAUGGAAACAGCUUGAUUUCUACCGUGAUUGACAGCUGCAACUGCUCGGAUUCCAGUGAUAUCGAACUGAGUGACGACUGGGCUGCUAAGAAGUCUCCCAAAAUCACUAGAGCUAGCAAAUCACCCAAACUCCCCAGAAUCAACAUUGAAGCCCGCAAGUCUCCAAAGCUUUCUCGAGCCGCUCAGGAGAUAUCCAGGUCACCUCGGUUACCGAUAAGGAAACCCUCAAUUGGCUCACCAAGCCUAACUCGCAGAGAGUUUCCACUGGAAGAUAUCACUCAGCACAACUACCUUGCUCAGGUCACGUCUAAUAUCUGGGGAACCAAGUUUAAGAUUGUUGGAUUGGCCACCUUCCUGCCAACUAACCUUGGUGCAGUCAUCUAUAAAACAAGCCUACUGCACCUUCAGCCUAGACAGAUGACCAUAUAUCUCCCCGAAGUACGGAAAAUUUCCAUGGACUACAUUAACUUGCCCGUCUUCAACCCCAAUGUUUUCAGUGAAGAUGAAGAUGAUUUACCAGUGACCGGAGCGUCCGGAGUUCCCGAGAACAACCCGCCCUGUACCGUGAACAUCCCCAUCGCACCCAUCCACAGCUCGGCCCAGUCCAUGUCCCCGACUCAGAGCAUAGGGCUGGUGCAGUCCUUGCUGGCCAAUCAGAACGUUCAGUUGGACGUCCUGACUAACCAGACGACGGCCGGCGGGGUGGCGGACCGCGCGGGCGACGGCACCGUCCCGUACCCGGCCCCUGGCAGGUACUCCAACCCCGGACAGGUGAUUUUUGGAGGAGUAGAAGUGGGGCGCAUUGUACAGGUGCCCCCUCCGCUGCCUCUCCCGCCCCAGGGACCGAUGCAGCUGUCCGCGAUGGACCACGGGGACCGAGAGCACGAGCACCUGCAGAAGGCCCCGAAGGCGCCGCGUCCGCCACAGCUGGCGGCCGAGGGGGACGCCGUGGUCUUCGGCGCCACCCAAGAGCUCCCGCUGACCAAAAUGAACCCACCCCCUCCCUACCCGGGCACGAUCCCGGCGGCUCCCACCACGGCGGCCCCGCCCCCUCCGUUGCCUCCUCUGCCGCCUCCGCCCCCGCCUCCGACGGACCUCUGCCUGAAGAAGGGAGACUUCCCCUUGUACCCGUCCCCCAGGCACUACCAGACGCCUCUUGGCUACGAGAGGAUCACGACCUUCGACAGCAGCGGCAACGUGGAGGAGGUGUGCCGGCCCCGGCUGCGGAUGCUGUGCGCCCAGAACACGUACCCCCUGGGCGGCCCCGGCAGCUCAGCCACCCUGAGGCUCACAGCCACCGAGAAGAAGGUCCUGCAGCCCGGCUCCAGCGCCACGCUCAACCGGUUGACGGUGCCCCGCUACUCCAUCCCCACCGGGGACCCGCCCCCAUACCCGGAGAUGGCCGGCCAGCUAGGCCAGGGGCGGGGGGCGGCGCAGAGGCUGGACGGCGUCCUGGUCCACGCCACGCUGCGGAGGAACAGCCGGGAGGCGGCCCUGAAGAUGGCCCAGGCAGCCGACGGACAGCGGGCCACGCUGCAGCUCCCGCCGAAGCCGAAGAACGGGGUGGGCCCGGCCCAGUAUCAGCCCCCCAGGACCCCUGCGGCCUUGUACACCUGCAGCCAGUGCAGCGGGGGUGGCGGGAGCGGGGCUGGCACGAGCGGCGGCCUGGCCUGCGGUGGCCCACGGCCGGAUCUGAGCUCCCAGCAUGGCUCGGUGGUGCCGCACUCCAUCAGCGCCUCCCCUCUGGCCUCCCAGUCAUCGUACAGCCUGCUGAGCGCCCCCGAUGGCUCCCGGGACCGGACGGACUACGUCAACUCCGCCUUCACGGAGGACGAGGCCUUCUCGCCGCACCGUCAGGCCGAGAAGCCCCUCAGGCACCUGGCAGCGAGCGAGGCGGCCUCUGGGGCCAAGAGGCCCCCGCCUUACCAGUGGGACCCUGUGGGAGGGGAGGAGAUAUGGGUCCCUCAGGAAAGGACAGGGCAGGGCGGGGCGGCCAACCCCUUGAAGCCCCCGCCCCCGCCGCCUCUCCUGCUGGGCCAGGCCCAGCACCUGGAAGUGGCCCGCGGGCCCUUCGUCUCCUCCAAGCUCCCGGCCAGCCCCACUGCCACUUUCCAGGCGGGCUAUGGGCUGGGCCUCCCUUACCUGGGCGGCUACGGGAACCCCGCUCUGCACGGGCCUCCGACCCCCUGCUCGCCGAAAGACGCCCUGGUACCACCCCAGUUUUCCCAGCAGGAGCCCGCCGGACUGUUCCAGCCGGGCUACCCUUCCAACUUGGCCUAUUGCCCCCUGCCCCCCAUGUACCCUGGGAGCAGUCCCUGCUCGAGUUUACAGCACCCGUCCCUCACCCUGCACCCCUGGAAUGCCUACGCCACCUGUCCGCCGCCCGUGCCAGCCGGCCAGGGCCCACUGCCCCCGAGGCCCCACCCAGGCGGGGAGAAGCCGGCCGCCCCGCCGGCCCCUCCCCCGCCGGCCGAGCCCCCCGGCCACGGGGGCUCGGAAGUGGUGGUGGAGGCGGCGGACGCCUUCCAGGAGGUCCUGUCUCUGAGCGAGAGCCCCGCGCCCCAGCGGACGGACAAGUUCGGGAAGAAGAGCCGGAAGCACCUGGACGGCCGGGCAGAGGAAGGGAGCGUGCAGGCCGUCACCGAGGGCAAGGGCAAGAAGGAGGCCAGGACGCUGAGCGACUUCAACUCGCUCAUCGCCAGCCCUCGCCUUGGGAGGGAGAAGAAGAAAGCCAAGAGCCAGAAGGACCAGCUGAAGGCCAAGAAGCUGAACAAGACCAACGAGUUCCAGGACAGCUCGGAGAGCGAGCCGGAACUGUUCAUCAGCGGGGAUGAGCUGAUGAACCAGAGCCAGGGCAGCAAGAAGGGCUGGAAGACCAAGAGGAACCUGAGGACGGCCAGCGAGCUGGACGAGUUCAAAUGCCGCAAGGCUAACGAGAAGGAGGACGGCAGGCUGGGGAGUCAGGGGUUCGUCUACGUCAUGGCUAACAAGCAGCCUCUGUGGAACGAGGCCACGCAGGUGUACCAGCUGGACUUUGGAGGGCGGGUGACCCAGGAAUCGGCCAAAAAUUUCCAGAUUGAGUUGGAAGGGCGACAGGUGAUGCAGUUUGGAAGGAUUGAUGGAAAUGCUUACAUUUUGGACUUUCAGUACCCCUUCUCAGCCGUUCAAGCUUUUGCAGUUGCUCUGGCUAACGUGACUCAGCGCCUGAAAUGAUACGGUCAGUGACUAGAAGGGGAAGAAACACAAGUGCCCAGUUCAGAGAGGCAUGGUUGAAGAAAAUACCAGGCGCUCUGUCGUGGACGCUCUGACACACCCACCUGCCAGGACACAAAGACAGCAUUAAAACUGGAAAUGUCUCUCAGGCCCCCCCAAAAGAGGGCCCUGAACUUGGAUCGUUAUUGGUUUUAUUGUUGAUUUGAGUAAUCCUUUCUUUCCUCUCUCUUUUGUUGAAGCAAACCAACAAACAAACACAUAGUGCUGGGUGUUUGAGAGAUCAAGGGGUGAGAGCCAUUCAGUGUUCUGUUGGGACGUGUAGCUUUCGACUUGUGGUGACGGUUGUGCGUGUUUAACGUGAGUUAGUGGGGCGUGGGGAGGGGAAAGACAAACUUUUUUGGUAGGUGGCCUUACUUCCUUCAUUUUAAGUCUUUCAAAAACAGGGCACAUUUAUUUUUCACCUUCCUCUGGAUCCAGCUUUUACUACUACCCUGUAACAUGGAUACAGUGGGAAACAAAAUCCCAACCACAAGAUACCCAAAGAGCCAAGUUCUCUUGUGUGUUAAAAGCAGGGCAUGACAACAGGGACUUUGUGGAGUGGGAAGGGUGAGAGGUGUUAGACACAACGGACGCGGCAGAUUCUGCCGAGGAGGAGAAUUCAGUGGAGGGCAUUUGGAAAAAAUCACUAAGCUUCUGCUUCCUUGGGACUGUAUUCCAUCAGUGUAGAUGUGGGGAAGGGCAUCCCUUUACCCUGCUGAUUAGCCCAUCAUUCAGCUGCCUGAUCUUUUUACCCGUGCACGAGAUACGUAGAAGGGCUACGUUUUUCCUGUUGGGACAUUUAAGGGAAGUGAUUUUGCUCGUUACAUGUAUAUCAGAGUUCCAUAAAAGCCGAGAGGAUUAUCCCUGCCGUUAGGCUUUUGGUUAAGGGGAGUCACAAGAUUGUCCCAAAGGUGUAGAAGAGUUUUCUGAAGCCAGCUGGGGUGGUGAGUCUAAUUACCCAGCAGCCCACUGGGAAUCGAUCCUCUGUUCUGUUAGGUCCAGAUAAAACUGGUUUAAAUGGUUUAAUGGCCACCGUCCUCACAACUGCUGUUCAAGUGUGUCUCCACCGCUCUCUGAUUUGAAAACAGAGGAACCUUCCUUUCUUGACCCUGUUCCAGCAGCCCAGUUUUGCACUGAUGGGGAAAAUGUGACUGUAGCUUUCUAUGAAAAAAUUCACUCUUAUCGGGUCUCUCUCUAAUCCCGGUUUGGUGGGUGUCUCCAAUCCACAAGGUGACACACAGUGUAGAGUGUUUUCUGAGAAGGUAAAUGGACUCGAGACUUUUUUUAGCGUAAGUAAAGGUCAGCUAAUCUUGCUAUCUGGUUGGAUAACUUGUUUUUUGUUGUUGUUGUUGUUACUCUUUGUUUGUAUAACUGGAAUUUUCUCUUGGAUGACCACUUAUGGAAUGGGAAGAAGGCCAAGUGAUGUACGAUACAAAGUGGAACUCUUACGAAUAUAUAUUUGAAGUGUAUAUGUAACCAAGCAUUCAGGUUGUAUUCUGAACGCCCCCAGGAGUUUGAAAGCCAAUGAAUUUCUCUCUGUGCAUGUAACACGUGAUAUUGUUGGUGAGAGGGGAACGCCAAGAAUUUGUGAGAUGUCGUCAUGUCACCCGACUGCUAGGCUUGGAUCCUCAGUGCAUUCUGGUGGAAGAUCUACUGGAGGAAGAAGAAUCGUUCAAAGAAGCAUUUUCUGUCAUUUCAAAAACAUUUUAUUUUUUAAUUCCCUGCUCAGUUUAGCCUUCCAGGACAACAUCGGUUUAAGCCUGAAAACUAGAAACAGGUCCGCCUUGACCUAUCUAGCUGCUCCACUCAAAACAAGAUGAGUUUAGUAGCUAUAGAUCCCUCAGAAACACUGAUGCAUUUACUAAAGUUCUGAAAGUUACGGUUUGCCAGCUGCACCCAGAGUUCCACAUUUUCUAUUUUAAAUGUUAUAAACCAGUUUUUGGUAGAUAAGUUCUUCUAGGAAGAAUUUAGCAAUGUGUUUUGAAUUAUCGAAUUCUUUUAUACAUUCAUUAGUUUUCUGUAGCCUGAUAUGUUUUUUCAGUGCUUAUUUUUAGUUGUGCAAUAAUUGUAACGGCCUAGUUUCUUUUUGUUUUUUUGUUGGUUUUUUUAAAAGUAAUUUAAAUGCAAA